AUGCCAUGCGGCGCGGCGCGGCGGCCGGGGCCCCCCGGAGGACGAGGAGGCGAGGCUGCCGCCGGCCGCCCCGAGCCGCUGUCCACUGCUGAAGCGCCGGCCGAGGGCGCCGCGCUGCCCGCCUGGAUGCGCCUCUACUUCUACGGGAUGCACGGGAUCACCCUGGACGUGCUCGUGUCCUCCGCGCGGCGCUUCGCUCGCAGCCCCGACCCGCGCAUGCUGGGCUUCUCCUCGCCCUACCGCUGCCUGCUGCACUCGCUCACCCACCUCGCCCUGGAGAAGGUCUACCUGCAGAAGCGGCGCUGCCCCAGCGCCUUGGUCUUCCAUUUCCUGCUCUACCCCUCGGCGCACGUGGGGCUGCAGACCCUGGCCGGCCAGGCGCUGCUGCUCAGCCUGGGCGGCGGGCCGGGGAGCGCGGGGGCGCCGGGGGCGCUGGACCUGGCGCUGCAGUACCUGCUGGCGCUCUACCACUCGCAGGUGUUCCUGAAGCGCUUCCUGUGCCUGCGGUACCGGCGGCGGCAGCAGCAGCAGCAGCAGCAGCAGCCACGACUGGGCGCGCCCCCCGCCCCUCCCGGCGCCCGAGCGCCAGCGGCAGCGGGUGGCCGGCGGCGACGACCCCGCGGCCCCAGGGGCACCGAAGGAACCCCCAGCCGGGGCUUGCCGGACCUGCUCCGCUUUCUUUUCUUCGGAAUGCACGGCUUUUUGGAUGAGAUCUUCUUCACCUUCUUCUUCAACGUGCUUGGGCAGGGGGACGGGGCAACCAGCGGCCACACAUCCCUCUGGUCCUUCUUUAUGUACGGCAGCUGCAGCUUCGUGGUGGAGAAGCUCUACUUCCACCUUCACUACAGUCGCGGCUGGAGUACCUGGAAGCGGGUGCCCAUCUACGUGGUCUUCAUCUACGUGUGGGAGUUGUCCUGGGGGCUGGGUCUCCGCACGUGCGGCGCGUGUUCCUGGGACUAUUCUCACUACCCGCUCAACUUCAUGGGUCUCAUCACCCUGAUGUACUUACCUGGUUGGAUAUUCCUUAGUGUGUACCAGGACCUGCUUUCCAACGUCUUGUGGCGGGUGCAGUACUUACCAGCUAACUAAGACCCUCCCUACCCCCCCCCCCCCAAAAGCCUCUGAAUUCCCACCAAACAAUGCAAUUUAUUUUUACACCUUUAAAACGGAGUGGGGUUUUUUUUAGCCUUUUAGUUUUUAUACGUUUUACUAAACUCUUCCAACACGUUUUAUUCGAUCUUUUAGUUUUUCUGACUAUUUGGAACCUAUGCAUAAUACGAUACUUUGAAAUAGUACUCGAAAUAUAACUUAAAGUACUAAACUUGUCAAUAUUUUAAAACCCUUACAAGUCCAACCAACAAAACCAUUAUACCUUAAGAUCGGAAAGCUAUACUAUUCACUUAUUUGGGCGUAGGUGAGUGAUAGCUACUAAUCUUUUUUUUUAAAAGAAUAAAUUCUUCAAACCAGAUACCAUUGAUUUUUACAAGACUUAGCGAAAUUUUCUGAAUUAAUGCUGUGUUUACUCUUUUUAAUUUCACUUUAACUCCUUGCCAUAUCGACCAAUGACCGCUGACACCCAGUGUCUUGUACUCCAGUUAAUAGCUCUUAAAAGUGCCUCCGUCUAGCGCACAAGUAAAAAGAAACUGACGAAUGUGAAAACACAUCCUAUGAAUUGAUUUUUAAACAAAUCUUUUCUAGCAACUCUGACAGGUGACACUGUGUUAUGAUAUUGAUCUCCAUCCUGGAAGUGCUUGCUUUCCAAUGUGGGUUAGCCUUAAAUGCCAAGUGUGUUAACGUUGAUCAGAUCUGUGUUAUCUACGGCUUACGUUUUUGUUACUGUUCAAUAAUGUAAAAUGUUUACCUUACAUGUCCAAGGGCCAAGGGAAAUUAUGCCACCCUCAAUCCUGUUCUAACCCAAGGACCCUUUCUAUGUGGAGCUUCAAGAGUAGAAACCGUUCCUUGGAAUAAAAUCAAGCUGAAUGUUCGCCCUAAUUGCAUUAGGCCUAAUUGUUUUCUGUGGAUACAGGUACGUGUUUUCAGCAUAUUUCUGCCAUGGCUCACCUGUAAACAUUUUUGUUUUUUUCUUUUUGAGCCUACCACAGAGUUCUUGGGGCAAGCCUGAUGUGAAAUGCGCGUUAUAGACCCAUGACAGCUUUUCCGUGACUCGUUAUUAAUGCUAUUAACUUUGGAAGCUCCAAAGUUAAAUGAGGUGAUGUAAACCAUUUUAAGAAAUCAUGUCUAAUCAAUUAAUGUACUUUAAGGUUGUUUGCUGUUUUUUUUAUACUUAGAAAAGACAAGUAGGAUUGAGUAUGGCUCCGCCAAGAAUGACUAAUACCUUCUCAGUUUUCAUUACAAAGAUAAUUAGGAAAACUCGCAGUGUACGAAUGAAUAGUUUCCUAUUCAAAUUAUUAGCUUGCCUCUGCUAUAAAAGGGGACUCCUUUCUGUUCUCAAAAAAAAAAUGUUUGCUAUGGCAGUAAAAAUGAAUAUGUAUUUAGAUUUGAUUAAGUCAGAUGUAAUUGUGAGAAUGUAAUAUUAUUUUAAUCCACUAUCUGAGGUUGUGAGCUAAAUUAUAAGUAAUGCUAUAUAACCACCCUCACCUGUGAAAUGGAUCCUAUCAAACUGAUGUUUCUAGCAGUCAGAACUGAAUAGAAACUGUAUAAAUAAGCCAAAUGUUUGCAGAGAGUAAACAUUUAUGACACUUGGUUAUGGGUAAAAAAUUUCUGAAAACCUGAGGAGAAAAGUAUGUAAGUAUAGACACUAAAGUUAGGCAGAUGCUGAACAAAUACUUGUAAUUCAGAUGUGACACAUGGGCACGAAUCUGAGUUAAGUGUGGCACCACUCUACACGACCUUUCUGUGAAUAUUAAUACUUAACCAAACCCAUGACUUCUAAAUUCUUGCUACAUGUACAUAUUUGCACUUCUGCCCUUCACAUGCUGCUACUCAGCCAUGGUUACCUGUUUACCAGCCUUCUCAGGGACAGAAAUCUGCCAGGAAGUGGAAAUGCUUGCUCUUGUUUGCUUGCCUGUUUUGCUUUUAAUGGUCAUCUUAUUUUAAGGAAAGGUCAAGAUUUUCGUUCAUUUAAUUCAUUCAAGAAAUAGUUACUGAGCACUUGCCUGGACUGCAGAUAUAGCAGUGACCCAAUGCAGAUGCAAUCUCUGUCCUUAGGAACCUCACAUUCUCGUGUUUGGAUUUAUAUGAGAUUAUACUGAUUUUCAAGGCUACUGUUUUAGUAAUAGGCUAUGAGAGGCAGAUGUUAGGAGGCUCUCAUCCGGCCAGUCCCUAGAAUAUCAAUUCAUCCUCUCUAAAACAAAAGCCCUUAACAGUCCCUCUGCUAGUUCUGCAAAGAGCUUGUUGAUAUGUAUUCAGGAAGUGAUAUUAACUGUCUAUUAACUCAGCACCUUGCUUUAAGCUUUCUCAUUCUGUGUUUCCUUAGCUUCUUAAAAGUGGUGUUUUGCUACAACUUUAAACCUUCAAAGUCAAAGCAAAGAAAGGAAAGAAUCAUCCAAUUUUGUUACUCAUUAGUAGUUGAUAUUGAAAUGAUAAGGUAAUAUGAUAAUAGUUAAUAUUUGAGGAGCGCUUGCCACCUUCCAAGAACUGCUGUAUUAUAUGUAUAGAAAAUCUUAAGUAAAUAUAUAUAUAUAUGUCCAUAUAUACCUUAAACGAAUAUAUACGAGUAUAUCAGAUCUAUCUGAAGUAGAUAUAUAUAUAUAUAUAUACAUGUAUAAGUAUAUAUAUAUAAUCUUAAGUAAAUAUAUAUAUAUAUGUCUUAAGGUAAAACAUACAUAUCAUACAGGAUAUGUAUAUAUACAUGCGCACACACCCAUUUACUUAAACCUCUAACAACCUUCCCUUUACAGAUGAGGACAGUGAAACUUAAGUUCAAAGACAUUAAAUAACUGCCUGAGUCAUACAGCUAUUGAGCAUUUAGACUUGAACCCGAGUACCCUGGACCCUGGGGUCUGUUCUUAAUAAACAGUAACACUGCUGUGCCUCUAUCUACUGACCACAGUGACGUGGGGUCUCCUAUGGCUUCGCCUUACAAUCUGUACUGCCCUCCCCUCCCAAUCUCACAGAGGCAAAGAGCUAAGGAAAAGCCAGGCACUAGCAGCAAAAACACUCUUUCAUGUGCCUUCUUAUUCCGUGGAAAAUAACAAGGGAGCUAAUACCAGGCUGCAUAACUGACAAUCAGCCUAGUUCUAAUCCCCAGAUGAUAGUCUUUAUAUUCAAGGGGAGCCCUGAAAUAGAGUUCCUCAUUUGAAGUGAGAUAAUCCUGAGUAUAAGAAUAAUACACCGAAAUGCAAGCCACCUCAUAUCACAAGCCAGGAAAAACACAUGUAAGUAUUGCUAUCCAUUUAAUACAGUGCUCAGAAUGAGAGGCACUGUAAGAGCUAAACAUCCCACAAAUUCAAAGUACACUUUUUUGCUGACACAUUGAUUCUGAAUUCAAUUCAACACCUUAAAGUCUAAGGAAGUUCUUAACAGAAGAAAAACAUGAAAAAAAAGAAGUAACAAGUACGGUUUUUUUCUCCAUGUUUACACUACUGAAAUUUCUUACUAGAUGGGCUUUAAAUUUUAAAUGAAUUUUAUUUGGGCUCUGCAUCUAAAAAGAAAUACAACUUUUUAAGUUUGUAUGUUAACAAUGAAUACAGAGGUUCCCACGUUAUACAAAGACUCCAAUAAUGCUGAUAACCCAUUUCAAUAUUUCAGACACUUCAAGGACUCAGUGUACUUAACUUUGAAAUUUUAAUAUUUGAUAUUUCAUGUUUCAUGUAAACAAAACACAGCUUAGAAAAAUAUGACCUGUCCUUUGUUGUUUAAGAAACAUUUCUAAUAGGUUAAUUCUACCCCCUUUGGGGGAAAAAAAAUUCUACCGUUUUGAAAUAGUCGCUGAUGACAUAAUGGAUCUGGUUCUGUUUAAUCAGGGUGGUGAAAAAGAAUCUUGUUAAACUGCUUUGGUUCUUUUUCUACUUCCAAAAUACAUUUUAAAAAAAGAUCAAUAUCCUUGGAAAGGAAGUUAUACUCAUGAUACAGACUUGAAGUGAUAAAUAAAUCAUUGUAUUGUAAUAUCUAGAAGCAUUUUAAUAAAAUCAAUUCUUACUUAUAUUAAAAGGCAUUAAAACCCUUUACCUUUUUAAUUAAUUUUAAAUAUACUAUGUCCAAUAUAGUUUCCAACAGUGCUUAAUGGAACUGAGCUCCUUUACUGAGGGAAAGUAAGAGGAAACAUCUUUCACCUUCCACCACACACACACCUCAGCUAAUGCUGAAGGGAAAGAUGGUUCUGUUGUGUUGCCAGGGUGUUUUUUGGUUUUUGUUUGUUUUCUAUUCUUAAACUUGGUACCAGAGGAACCAACAAAUACAGUAAUUGUCUGUGUGGACCUCUAUUCACCAGAAUUGGACUCAUUUUUUAACAUCGAGGCAUGGCGCCAUCCCACAGGCAAUGGCGUCCAGCCCCUAGCAACCCAAAUUGUAAUUAGCCUGUGAUGUGUAGAAAUUUUUUCUUAGAGAUUUUUUUUCUCUUAAUAUAAAGAGAAGAUAAAUAUAGAGAAUAUUUUAUUUAAUUUUAAAAUUCUCUUUGCAGAAAUGGUCAAAUAAAUUAUCAGGCAGUGGAGGGGGGCGGGGGACGGGGACGGAUGGGGUUGCUGGUCUUUGAUAUACAGAAAGCUUUAAUUUUCAUCUCACCUUUUAGCAAUUCUAUUAGAAUCCAAAAGUCACCAACUUUCCCUGAGGGGCGAAAAAUAUCUUUAUCAUGACUAAGGAGAAUCAAGGGUUGAAAGAAACCAUGAAGCCUUCCACCUAAGGGGCAGGAAUUUUUUACAUCUCUGACAGAUGGUUUCUCAACUCAGCUUGGAGCAUUCGACACAGUUUUGUGUUUUUCAUGCAAAGACUAACUGAGGAGAAAGCUGACAAUAGCUGAAGUGAUAAACCCCACUGUCUAUCAGUGAAGUAAGAAGGCUUUUCAAAGCUUUCAGGAGCUAAUAUAUACCAUUUAUCCUGCUUGUGUAUUGCAAUGAAACAUUUUUUUAAGACACUAUCUCUAUUUAAAAAAAAUGUUUCAUUCAUUUAACACAAUACUUAUCAUCUACUUAUCAUAUCUUUUCAAAUGAUGCUUCAUUCACUGAGUCUAAGAAACAAGGCUUUGAGAGCCUUGAGAGUAAUUAAAAUUACUUUUAAAAAAUGGUUCCAGGUAUAGACAUAAAGGAUCAAAUAGUAGGAACCCUGCUUGGGUCCUUAGAGUCUCAACUUGGUUCAAUCCAGAAAAAGGCUUUGGCUGCUGCUCAGGUCUGCCUACUGAAUAUCAACUGGGGGAUUUUCCUGGCAUCUUCCCUUGCAGACUUAAACAGCUGCACUGAGAAAUGAAUUCAGAGGCCCAUAGGUAUUAUAGGAGCAAGUAGCUAGCCAGGCAGGAUAAAAGAUGCUAUGGCUCCAUUCUCCUAUGCAAAAAAAAAAAAA
Messenger RNA from Hipposideros armiger (great roundleaf bat), 6453 nucleotides. RefSeq names its product transmembrane protein 229A (gene TMEM229A). The record is from RefSeq and is a predicted model, not a curated record. Lineage: Eukaryota; Metazoa; Chordata; Mammalia; Chiroptera; Hipposideridae. The transcript has 2 exons. Bases 1 to 1089 code for a protein of 362 amino acids.